CAAACCGACGAAGGCAGACGAAUAUUUCGAACGUCCAGCGUUCACUGGCCGAGCAGACAAACGUCACCGCGCUCCCGAGAAACUGCGUGACGAACGCGAAGCGCCGAGACCACUCUGUAUAUGACUGCUGCCGGCUUCGGCUCUCUCGAGUGGAGGAUUCAACGAAGCAGGCGCACCACAACUUCCAGAACUGCCGUAACACAAGCGAACGGGAAUUUCAUCGUAUAGUGUCACGACAGACCACAGCCGUAAAGCUAAAGAGGGUAACUUCCUAAAGCCCGGUACGUUGGAUUUCCGCUGCGAGACGUCACGGCAGUACUACGACGACGGACUAAUCUGCGAACGGCUACAGAGGCGCUCUCGUACCUGACAGGUUGGAUUUCGUCUACAAGACGUCGACGUAUAUAGUCCCAUGAGGAGAGACUACUGCGAAGUUGCGGAGACCAUCUCGUAAUCCAGCAUGGUUUGAUUUAUGCUACAAGAUUUCGCCGACCGUUGUGGCAAGACAACUGUCCCAGCUGCUAGGUUAAAGAGGCGCGUGAUUUUGUAGGCUUGGCAAGUUGGGUUAACGUUACAGUAGUACAUUGCAGUCAAAUAGUACUGCGAAGUAGUCUGUCGGCCGUUGGGGUCAUCUAAUGUUCGUGUUGCUUGUGUUGCGCUUGAGUUGUCAUCACCCCCCUCGGUCCUUGUUUGUGUGCGCUUGACAGUGUUCUGCCAUCUAGUCAACCUGGCAGAUCUUUGCAUUGUAGGCAGUGCCUCCGUUCAUCUAAACUGAACUCUGACAGGCACAAGUCCCGCUGCGAGUUGAGUGACCGGAUUUGGAUCGUCUUGCUUUCGAGUGCGUGAUCGUAGAGCCAUGACAACACAAUUAUCGAGUCCUCUUUCUAUCGUUCUGCUGUGCUUCUGGCAAACUGUUGCGGCGGGAUCUGCUACAACGUGCAACCUUAGCGAGUGUCGCUCUCGCGAUAACUGCGCCUGCAUGAGCACGCGACCCCCGGAAAACCUUAACGCCAGCGAUAUGCCCCAAUUCGUCAUGCUCACGUUCGAUGACGCAAUCAACGAGAAAAACAUGGACUUCUACCGCCAGCUACUGGACCCGGGAAAUCGCAGGAAUCGAGCCAACGGUUGCAAUAUGGCCGCCACGUUCUUCGUUUCGGCCGGCUACACUGACUACUCGCUCGUGCACGAGCUGCACAGCGUGGGCAGCGAGAUCGCUAUCCACUCCAUCACGCAUCGCGAUAACCUGACGUACUGGCGCGCGCUGGACGUUGCCGGCUGGAAGGAGGAGUUCGUUGGCGACCGCGAUCUCCUGCGGGACUACGCGGCGAUUCCUGAACGGGACAUGGUGGGCGCUAGGGCCCCCUACCUCGAGGUCGGCAACGGAUCUGCGUACACAAUGAUGCGACAGAACGGAUUCGUCUACGACUCCUCCGUCUGCAUCGACUACAUGAACGAGACCGACAAGCUGCCCUUCUUUCCGUACACGCUGGACUACGGCCUAGGGUUGACCUGCACGGUCCCGUCGUGUCCCAGUCGCGGCCACCGUGGCCUCUGGCUGGUGCCGCUCAACAGUUACUACAUGACGACGACCUCUGGCGGCGACGGCUCCCGCACGAUCGUCACCAGCUGCGCCAUGCCGGACACGUGCGCUCCGAAGCCCACCACGAAGGACGACACGCUGGAUUUUCUCAGGUCAAACUUCGAGCGCUACUACCACACCAACAGGGCUCCGUUUCCUGUUUUCAUCCACGAAACGUGGCUCUGGACUCCGGGGCGAAGGCAGGGGUACCUGUCCUUCGUCGACUGGCUACUCACACUCGAGGACGUGUUCGUCGUCACCGUGGCCGAAGUCGUGCGCUUCAUGAGAGACCCCAAGCCCCUCGGCGAGUACGUGCAGGCCUCGUGUUCGAGGGCGUCGGAGUUCCAGCGUUGUCCGCAAGUCCACGCCUGCUCGUUUCCCAACUCGCCCAUCGAGGAGACUCGGCACCUCGUUGGCUGCAGACCAUGUCCCGAGAGCUACCCGUGGUUGCGGGACGUCGCGCGAACGGCGAAGCACGACGCCCCGUUCCAUGUAGCCGAGAAACAGAACUUCUGCGCGGGAUGCGUUAUUCUGUUCUGUUUGGCAAUCAUCGUCUGUCUCGGCUAUUUCGCUACGAAGCCGCUCGAACGUCGUAGCAAGACACACACUUUGUAGCACUUUUUCUUUUUCCUGCUCUAUGAGAUUUAUUGUUUGCGUCGAUCGAUGCCUGGAUUAUCUACACGUCUACGCCAAUAAAUAUGAGACCUUAACCAGAAAGUUAACUUGUCCACAGGCUUCUUACCGUUUGCGGUUUCCCUACGAGCUACCGGGGGCGU
Molecule: messenger RNA, 2355 nt
Organism: Rhipicephalus sanguineus (brown dog tick)
Lineage: Eukaryota; Metazoa; Arthropoda; Arachnida; Ixodida; Ixodidae
Product: chitin deacetylase 7
Exons: 4
Coding region: 857-2194 (445 amino acids)
Biological process (GO): carbohydrate metabolic process
Molecular function (GO): hydrolase activity, acting on carbon-nitrogen (but not peptide) bonds
Source: RefSeq, a predicted model, not a curated record